This is a messenger RNA of Trichomonas vaginalis G3, 770 nucleotides long. Its product is annotated as organellar and viral DNA polymerase type B. The record is from RefSeq and is a predicted model, not a curated record. Lineage: Eukaryota; Parabasalia; Trichomonadida; Trichomonadidae. The transcript has a single exon. The annotation marks the transcript as partial.
AUGAAUGAGAAACAAAUAUUAGGAGUUGCUGGUAGCAGUAAUGAUGUACACCUUAUGACAUUAGAAUAUUAUAACGAACAUAAAGAUGAACUGAAAGGAGAGAAGGGUGACACCGGACCACAAGGAAUACAAGGACCUCAAGGAAUACAAGGACCUCAAGGAAUACAAGGACCUCAAGGCGAAAACGGUUUGGAUGGAAAGGAUGGAAAGGAUGGAAAAACUGCUAAAUCAUGGAUAUGGGACCUUAUAAAUACUGGUUUAACAGCUGCUUCAUAUGGAGUUCUUCAAUACCAAAUCGGAAAGAUAUGGGCUGUACUUGGUGAAGAAGCUUUAGAUGACGUCAAAAAUGCUUUGAACUUCAUUUCAAAUGGUUCGGAUACUAUUAAAACUUUAUCUGGUUGGAUGCAAGAAACAAGGAGUCAAAUAGAUACUGUAAGACGUAUAGCAAACAAUGCACGUACGGGAUUGGAUACUUUACGAAAAGCACAAAAUACACUAAAGGAAGCAAAUGAUAUUCUUGGCUCAGUAUCAGACAUGCAUGAAGAUUGGCUUAAAGGUAUUGACAAAUCUUUAAAAAAUCACAGUCAGUCUAUUGCUGACUACAAGAAAAGUAUAGAUUUUUUACAUAGUGCUAUGGACGUACAUGAUGGAAGCAUAAGGAACUUACUUAAUGCUAACAAUAACUUACCAGGAACUAUUAAAGCAUUUAUAAAGUCCUUUGUAAAACCCGGUGCUCUAACAUUUAGGUCUUUGAGAGCAAGAGCAUUGAA